This is a messenger RNA of Paramuricea clavata, 1276 nucleotides long. The record is from the annotation of a GenBank genome assembly. NCBI's taxonomy places the organism in Eukaryota, Metazoa, Cnidaria, Anthozoa, Malacalcyonacea, Plexauridae.
AUGGCUCAUAGUCUGACAGUGACAGGAAAUUUGGUCAGGCCAAAUAUCCAAAGUGUUCUGGCUGAACGGGGGUUUCAGAAUUGUGUUCUUCUUGGUAAAGGUUCCUUUGGAGAAGUAUUAAAAGCAGAGUGUCAAGAUGAUGGCGAAUUUUAUGCCAUAAAAUGUCUCCCCCUCACUGGCAACACGGUAAGCCCAAAAUAUAUUAAGCGAGAACUAGAGUUGCUUAUAACAUUGGAACUGUCGGAUCGAAAUGUUAUCAAAUAUUUUAAGAGUUGGAUAAUGCAAGAUGGUGACGUACAACGAGUGUGUAUUCAAAUGGAGUUGUGUUGGGCAAAUUUAGAAACAUUUAUGUAUGAGAAUGACAUGGGUGGCGCGGAAAUUAUCAAAACUCAAGGUCCGCAACGACUUUACAAACAAAUUUUCACACAGAUUCUGAAUGGCUUAGUUGCUAUCCACUCAAUCGGCUGGGUACAUCGCGACAUUCAUCUCGGUAAUAUCCUCAUAGUAAAUCCAAAUCCACAACAAAUCCGUCAUAUUCAUGUCAAGAUCGCUGAUUUUGGACUUGCAAGGUAUAUUGGAAUAGAAUUCGAAAUGUCCACUACCAUGACAGUCGUCCCAACACUCGAGAAACUAUCGCCAGAUGUAGGACAUAGGCUAUUCAUGGCGCCAGAACUUUCAACCGACACAUAUGACUUCAAGGUAGACGUUUACAGUUCCGGCAUAGUGCUGUAUUUACUUGACUGUUACCUCCCAAACAUGCAGGCGUCAAUUGAGAGAGGAGAUUUUGGCAUUGCGAGAGGGAAGACGCUCGUCGGCUGUAUAUUUAUAUCAUCAGGACGACCAAAGACUAUUCAAACUGAUUGAAUGGCUGCUGCAGAAUGAUCCAAGUAGACGACCAACUGCAGCUGAGGCUUUAGCAUACACGCAAUCCCGGACCUACACUGAAUCCGUAACGAAGAGGUUUUUGCUGAAAAAACGUGGCGAUGAUAUUUCGUACCGAUGCUGCUCGAAUGAUGAUACCUUAUCAGGCAUACAAGCUGCAAUAGAAGGACGUUUUGGCAUUGAAAAAGAUGCUCAGAUCAUAUAUAAUGAGAGAACUAAUGCUAAUGGGAACGAAAGGAUACCGGUUGGGUUAACGACUAACGAAGAUGUUCGUGAAAUGUUCAGUAGUGCUGAGAGGCAUGGGGAAAGACCGAUUGUUGUUGUGUCAGAAAGAGAAAGGGGUAACGCGACUUCUAAACAUCAUAGGGGCAUGCCUCCGCACCCUCUAAUGUGA